Molecule: messenger RNA, 441 nt
Organism: Lactuca saligna
Lineage: Eukaryota; Viridiplantae; Streptophyta; Magnoliopsida; Asterales; Asteraceae
Source: the annotation of a GenBank genome assembly
AUGACCUUACACCAGCCUCAUGAGUCUCAUAAUUCCUUCCAGCCUCAUGUUCACCUGAUCAUCCUUGAUACAACUUUACAUCUUGCGCCACAUAUCAUUCUUGUGGCGCUACUUUCCGGUGGACUGCCCUUUCGCACCAUAUUUUACGGCCGCUCAACCCCAAAUCUUCUAAUACGUCCACCGCCUUUACGGCACUGGAAAGAUCUUGAGGAUACUAAACCUGAUGAACGACAAUUUGACGGAUGUUAUGGAGUUACCGUUUAUCUGCAACAAAAGCUGGUGAACAUGAAGCGACAGCUUCAAUACCAUCGUCUUUUGUUCGAUUUUCAUAGAAUAAACAACCAUGAUCAAGUACAAGAUCCUCCAGUUAAAAACGAGAUCAUAAACGAUCAAAAUGUUGGUGGAUCGAGUAAUACCACGACUGAUCAGAUAGAUCUAUGA